Molecule: messenger RNA, 603 nt
Organism: Phaeoacremonium minimum UCRPA7
Lineage: Eukaryota; Fungi; Ascomycota; Sordariomycetes; Togniniales; Togniniaceae
Product: putative fmnh2-dependent monooxygenase protein
Exons: 3
Coding region: 1-603 (200 amino acids)
Biological process (GO): L-leucine catabolic process
Molecular function (GO): 3-methylbutanoyl-CoA dehydrogenase activity
Source: RefSeq, a predicted model, not a curated record
AUGAUUGCACGAGACGAAGGAGAUGAGCUUGUUUUCAAUGGUGACAAGUUCUUCUCGACUGGUGGCGUCAUCAGCGAUGUGACUGUGUUAGAGGGUGUCCUAGAAGAUGAAACUAAGACGCACGUUUUCGCAUUCGUUUCGACUAAACAUCCCGGCAUUUCUUUCAAGGGAGACUGGAACGUCAUUGGACAGAGAUUAACGGAAUCUGGAGGCUGCGUGAUUCGAAAUGUUCGGGUUUCUUGGGAGCAUAUUGCUGGGUAUGAGAAUAAGAAGUUAACUCCACGUGACGCAUAUCACGACUUCAUCCUCCCUCCAGUUCAGCUCCAAUUUGCAGCAGUACACGUAGGUGUCGGCAUUGGAGCUCUUGAAGCUGGAGCGGAGUACAGUCGAACGCGCACCCGUGCCUGGCCAUAUGGCGGCGACGACAAAGAGAAAGCUACAGACGAGUGGUACAUUAGGGAAGGGUACGGUCGGCUUCAGGCAAAGCUCUGGGCUGCCGAAGCUUUACUGGACCGCACCGCAGAGGGCAUCUCCAAGCUCAUUCAUGCACCUCGCGAGCAACUAACACAACAGGCACGUGGAGAAAUUGCUGUUCGUAAGUAG